Molecule: messenger RNA, 824 nt
Organism: Ilex paraguariensis (yerba mate)
Lineage: Eukaryota; Viridiplantae; Streptophyta; Magnoliopsida; Aquifoliales; Aquifoliaceae
Source: the annotation of a GenBank genome assembly
AUGAACGUACCGUAGCCUUCUCCGAAGGGGAGGUGUUACUGUGAACAAACCCCUUGAAAGUUGAAACCAAUCUCUCUUUCCGUGAGCGCACACACAGUACUAUGGAGGGUCGUGAAUUGUCACAGAAAGACACUGAAUCAAACGCAGACACGUCGGAAAUUCUGUACAAGAAUCGCCGUAGCUGUUUCUGCACACCCUGUUUCGGUUCCUCCGACCGAUCAUGGUCGACCUUGAAUUGGUGGCAAAGAGUACGAACUGGAGAGAGCGAAGACGGAACUUUAUUGGGCCGAGGGAUUGGCGUUUUGAAGAAGCUUCGCGAGUGGUCGGAGAUCGUUGCUGGUCCGAGAUGGAAGACUUUCAUCAGAAGGUUUAAUAGGAACAAAGGUGGUGGAGGUAGGCAUGCGAAUUUCCAAUACGAUCCUCUGAGUUACUCGCUUAACUUCGAUGAAGGGCAGGGGCAAGAUGGGAAUUCUGCGGAGAUGGAGGAGGAUUAUACGUUUCGGAACUUCUCGAUGAGGUAUGCAUCGGUUCCGAUUUCGGCCGGAAAGUCGAUGGACAUCGGCAAGGAGGGGCCCAGUUUCGUUUGACUGCACGGGAUUGACUAACUUGCGCCGGUGCGAAGAGUGACAAGGUGACGGCUGGUUUUUUGUUGACGUUAACAGUCUUCAUCAUGAUCCACGAAAAUGUCUCUCUUUUUUGUCUUUUAAUGUUCAUUAGUUUUUGUCUUUUUAUUGGGUAAUGAUAUGGUGUAAAAAUACAUACAGCAUAGGAGAGAGUGAAAUAUGUGUAGGUUUUAUAGAACUUAUUUGUUUAAUAAGCUGAAG